AGUUACACACACACACACAUAAGAGACACGCGUACAUUUACAACAAAAGCCACACGGAUUAAAAAUGGCUUCUUGCCUGGUGCCCGACUUCCCGGCGGUUAUGGUCGCUCUCGAGCAUUUAAAGGAACUGGACAAGCAGCUGAAGGAGGAGGGAAGCGCAUUCUCACCUGAAGCCAGCCUCCACCUGUCAGAAAUAACUGCUGCCAUCACUGAGCUGGAAGCCGAGCGGCAUGCCGCUCAUGAACAUUUAGAAGUGGAAACCAUAGAAAACAGCAAGCUAAGGCACCAAAUCAACAAUAUAAGAGAAAAAAUGAGCCAGGAAAUUAUGGCUGACGUAGUAGCAGCCCGGGCCUCAAAUGCAGAGGAGAUAGAGAUGCUUCAGAAAGACCUCCAUGCAGUUUCUCAGCUCCAAGAAGCCACAGUGAAGAGGCAGGAAGCCCUCUUGAGCCAGAACGAAGCGCUGUACCCAGAGCGAGAGCAGGUGAAGGCUGAACACGAGGAGAUCAUUGGCGCUCAGAAUGAUCAAAUCGCCUUGAAGUAUAGCUUGCAGAUGCAUUUGGAUCAGACACAAAAUCAGAUAGAGGAGCUCAAGUUCUGCAUCGCUGCUAUUGGACAGGACAAGAUCAUGCUGGAGCAAAAGAUGGUGCUGGAGAGAGAGGCUUUCGCUGUGAAAAACGACAGCCUUUUCAGAGAGGUGGACCAGGCCGAGGAGAAAAUCAAGGAGCAGAAGCUAGUGAACAGGAGAAGCAGAAUAGAGUUGGACAGACUUAAUGAGAAGAAACAAGAGACCCAUAACCAACUGGGUGAGCUCACGAUUGACCUGGAAAAGCUGGAGGGCAAAAUACAGAGACUGGCAGAAGAUCUGCGCCCAUGCGAGAAACAGCGGCAGGGGGAGACCCAAAAGCAUCAAGAAUUGAGGCAACAGAGAGAAGCGCUGAAGAAGGAGUUGCACGAGUUAGAGGAAGCCUUUAGAGUUGCCAUCCAGCGUCUUAAAGAAGAAAUUGCCACAGUGGACGAUAAAAUAGAGGAGAGUCGAGCGGCCAGAUUGCUCUGUCAAGAUUCCCUGGCUAAAAUCUAUAAGAUAUUUAAGCAGCAGCACGACGAAGAGAGCGAAGUGAAGGCAGAGCAUUUCCACGUCUCGCAGCAGCUGCAACAAUCCAAGCUACAGCUGGAGGAGAGCAUUUCCUCCAUAGUCAGACACAGCAAGGAGAUCAAAGAGAUGGACAAGCAGAUCGGAGAACUCCUGCAAGCCGAAAUCAUCACUAAACGUGUUUUGGAGAGGAAUCAGGAAAAGUUGUGCGACAACAUGGAUGCUGAGAAGAGGAACAUCUGCCAUUUCGAGGCAGAGAAGAAGCGGCUGACGAUGCUUUUGGAGGAAGGGAAAAGGAAGCAGGAGGAGCACGUGGCGAAGAUGAGCUCCGAUAUCAUAAACACCGAGACCAGAUACCAGGAUCUGCGGCGAGAGGAGGCUGCCCUCCGAAAGAGUCAGCCCAAGUGCGAAAACGCAGAGUUGCUGAUGAGCCACAUGGCCCAGUGUGAGGUGGAGUACAGACAAAAAGAGACCCAACUGCGGGAGGAAAUUGAGCAGUGUGUUGCAGAAACCGAGAGCAUCAUGAGGAGCCACAUGGAGAAGCAGAGGGAGGCGGAGGAGCAAGAGGAAAUCCUGAAGGAGGUGGAAGCAAAUUGGAUCGAAGAGAAAUCCAGACACCAGGGACUCAAAACGCUCACCUCGGAGCUGAAGAGGAAGAAGAGAGACCUGGAGCUGUCCAUUCAGGGACUGAAAGAGAAAACCGACUCGCUGCUUCAGCCCAAAGACCAAACCAAGGCGGAGCUGGAUGAGAUGCGAAGGAGUUACAUGGACGUGCUCCGCCAGCAGGCGUCGGAGCUGAGAGCUGUAGAGAUGAGCAUCUAUGACAGCAGCGUGAAAAUGGAGCAGGUCCGCAUGGAGAACAGCAGGCUGCAUCUCUGUAUCCGACAGAUGACCGAGGAUGUCGGCGCCGCCAGGGAGAACAAAGAGCGGUACUGGCUGGAGGUUCACCAGCUCAGGCAGGACAUAAGGGCCUUGUUUGAGAGCUUACAGGAAGCAUGGCGAGAUGAUUUAACGGUAACCCAGGAGCGCCAGAACAGCGAUGGUGUUCUGUUGGCGUCGAUGAGUGCCACGUUGAACCACCUGAAGACUCGGAGACAACAGUUAGGAAACAUCGGCACACUCCUCCACCAACAAAUGUUGGACUUCAGCAGAAGACUGGGGGAUAAAACGACUGUAGAACAGCAGAGUUGAGUUGACCUGGAGUGUCUAUGAAUGCAGAUAAACUGCAUGGAAUAAUCAAAGUUGAUUAGCUUGUAAUCAGACAUUUUAAUAAAGCUCACAGCAACAAGG
Messenger RNA from Etheostoma spectabile (orangethroat darter), 2380 nucleotides. RefSeq names its product coiled-coil domain containing 175 (gene ccdc175). Lineage: Eukaryota; Metazoa; Chordata; Actinopteri; Perciformes; Percidae. The transcript has a single exon. Bases 65 to 2281 code for a protein of 738 amino acids. The record is from RefSeq and is a predicted model, not a curated record.